CCUCAACGCACCACCCAUCUCCUCACUCGCCCAUAUCUCAUCCACACCUACCCCAGGGCUCUCUGUAGAACGCGUAGCAGCAGCAGUUCUCACCUCAUAUGGAGUUCAUUUUUGCAGAGUGAGGAACAGGGAUUUCACCCGUUCAUGGAUCACUACCUCCGAUCAUGGUUACAUUCAGACAGGCUCGUCACACCGACGACGAACCGGACUCCACAUCGAAGUGUCCGCAUCGUUGGUAUCAGAUUACACUGGCAUACAAAAGACGCCCAUCUCAUUCACAUAGUAAGACCAGUCCAGUUCCGAUCGUUCUUGCACAAGAACCCAAGCAAGAUAUUUGGAUCGAUUCCCGUGCGUCUUUCUAAGCCUGACAAAUGAACUGGCAUGACUAUAAUAGUAGCUUUACGGGAGGUGUAUAACUUAAUCGGCAGCGGUGUAUAACAUGGGAAACGACACAAGUGAUCGGGCGCUCUGCAGGCAAAACGAGAAUAUGGUUUGGAUUUUCGUUGUGGUAGCUACAAGUCAGAUUUCAAGGACAUAGAUAGAUAUGAGCAAUCAAGUCUGGCCAAGCUGUACAUAGAAAAUAGUGUUCUUUAUAUCCCACGAACAAGGUCAAUUCCGGAAACCAGGUCUGUCCACGUCCUCUGCUGCUACCAAGGCUCACCAUCUGAGUCUUGUUCCGUUCCAUCCCCCUCUUCGUCUUGACUGCUGUCUUCUUCGAUCUCCUCGAUGCCGCUGUACCUAUCAUAUGCUACAUACAAUCAGUACAAAGACAUGCUCUGAA
Suillus subaureus is the source of this 781-nucleotide messenger RNA. RefSeq lists its product as uncharacterized. The coding region runs from base 145 to 375 and encodes 76 amino acids. The record is from RefSeq and is a predicted model, not a curated record. NCBI's taxonomy places the organism in Eukaryota, Fungi, Basidiomycota, Agaricomycetes, Boletales, Suillaceae. The transcript is spliced from 2 exons.